CACAAACACCACCCUGGGUGACUCCUAACAUAACUUUUGCACAAACACCACCCUGGGUGACUCCUCACAUAACUUUAGCACAAACACCACCCUGGGUGACUCCUAACAUAACUUUAGCACAAACACCACCCAGGGUGACUCCUCACAUAACUUUAGCACAAAUACCACCCAGG
Racocetra persica is the source of this 173-nucleotide messenger RNA. The record is from the annotation of a GenBank genome assembly. NCBI's taxonomy places the organism in Eukaryota, Fungi, Glomeromycota, Glomeromycetes, Diversisporales, Gigasporaceae.